GGUUAGGUGGCCCGGUACUCGUCCUCUCUCUCUCACACGCACACGACGCACACCCGCACCAGUCUGCUUCUUCCGCUUCCCUCACUCACUCACUCUCUUACUCACUUCUUCCCCAUCUGUAAUUCUAACCGACCAAUCAACCAAGCCACCCAUCCUUUCGCAUCCCUCCCACAAAAAUCCUAGCCCAGCUCUCCACCGUUGCCCCGACGAGAGUUUUCUUGUUGUUUGGCUGGUCGUCUCCUCCAUCUCUGCUCCUGCUCUCCCAGCAUCUGUCCAGGCUUGUCGCCCUCACCGAUGCACCGUCGCGACGCGGUGUCUCUCUCUGCACACGCUAGCUCCGAGAACGGUUUGAUUCUUGUACCGAUUUCGCAUUAUUCUUCCCGUUUUCUAACCGCGCGCCUUUGUCUGCCGCCGCUUGUGGUGCCGCCUCUGCCGUGUUUAUCGUGGUCGCAUACCACCUGCACGGGGUAAACAACCCUACGACCCAUGGAGACCAAUCCCCAGCCUCUCGAUGCCGGCGCCAUGUCGCAGCAUCACCGCCCCCUCAACCCGAGGAAGAGGGCCCUGUCGAGAGGCUCGACUGCCUCGAUUCAUAGUGUUGCUACCCAGCCAACCAUCGACCAGCCGAGUCUGAUGCCGCACCACCCCGGCUUCGCAGACCAAUGGGUCCCCAACGACCAUAGCCAACCCAGGGAUCCCUCCGCCGUACAGCCGAUGCCCGCCAGUGACAUGAUGCUCCGUCCCGCUUCGCAGAUGCAUGCCGCUCAGUCCUUCCCCGUCGAUUCCAGCAUGCAUUCCACCGCUGGGUCCACCAUGGCCUACCACCAGCACCCGGCCCUGCAUCACGGCCUCCCGCCCGAGACAUUCGGCACAAAUGCCAGCUUCACCGACGCCGACAGCCAGAUCAUGGACCGCGACAACCUGGACGAGGGCGAGCCGCUCGCCGGGCCUAUGCCCGCCUCGAAGCCGUCCUCGAGCCGAGCUAGCGCAAACAAUGAACUCGAGAUGCGCCAGUUGUUCCACGCCAACAAGCAUCGGUACCUGGGAGACGUCGCCAAGGAGCUCCACGGCAACGAACGCGGCCCCAACUCCGAGCGCGCCCGCCAGAUCUUUGCUAUGCUGUGGAUCAAUCAAGUCUGCAGCGCCGGUAAAGGCUCUGUGCCCAGGAGCCGAGUGUAUGCGAAUUACGCAUCUCGCUGUGCGACAGAGAGAAUAACGGUCUUGAAUCCAGCUAGCUUUGGAAAGCUGGUCCGAGUGCUCUUCCGUGACUUGAAGACGCGUCGUCUCGGAAUUCGCGGAGAGUCUAAAUAUCACUACGUUGACUUUACAUUGAUCGAAGAGCAGCCCGAGCUUCCUGGAGAGCCGGCCUCCCAGCCAACGCUUCCCUUCCCGGAGCCCAUGACAUUCACCCAGACCUUCAGUGCCGCUCCCUCUCAAUCUCCUGCCUUGAACGGCCAGAACUCGACCCUUGCCUCGCCCACGCUACGACAGCAUCCAGACGCCCAGUCAAUAUCGCAAAAAUCCCACUACGGAAUUGUCAGCGUCUACAACCAGCCCGACGUUACGUCUAUGGACCAGCUCAAUUCGUCCAAGGCCAAGACUACAUUGCGCCUAGCGUUUGUGGACGAGGCCGACGAGUCUUUCCAACAGUCGCAAGCUCUCAUAUUGCCCAGUAUCGAUCCCUUCCUCCCCGACGGAACCGACCCCGAUGCGGCGAAGUCCUUGACGGCUCUGUAUCGAUCCCAUUGCACCUCGCUUGUUGAAUGUAUCCGCUACUGUAAAGAGAGGGCGUUCUUUCACCUGUUUACCUCUUUCCAGGGCACGCUCACCAUGCCCGUGCAGAAGCUUUUUUCGAACCCUAGCAUCGCCCCGUGGAUCGAGGAGUGCGAUUUCGUACUGUACAAACGUAUGAUGCAGAUAUUAUCCAAUCUCACCCUCCAGGUGGUCCCGACAACGGUGCUAGAUACCCUCCGUAACAUCUCGGAGCGCUUGGUCGCUCACAUCCGCCAGUCUUUCAACGGACAGCCCGGCCACCUCCUCAAGGCCAAAGAAGGACCCGCGACGAUCUUCGCCAACCUUCUCGACCGCAUCUUACGCGUCAACCUCACGGCGCACGCUGCCGCAAACAUGCUGUCCAACCCGGCCAACCGGGACCUGAUGUAUCUCGAUUGGAUUACUAAGGUCAGAAUCCGCAAGAUCUCGGAAUGCGUGCCCGCCAGAGGUAUGGACGACGUCGUCGAUCUUUUGCUCACCGAGAUUCGCGCUCUGAUCAACCCUGCCAACGUUCCUUGGGACCUCGAGUGUCUCACGCUAUACGGAGAGCUGGCGGGAAGCCCGCCGGCUGCGGAAUCCCGCGAGGUCGACAAGCGGACAGUGCUAGACGGAUGGGUCGCGUUCCUGCGAUCCCUGCCGGGGCGUUUCCCGUACGCGUCACCGGCGGAUAUCGUCGUAUGCGUGCAACGCGUCGGGAUGGAGGUGAUGCGCGAUCUCACCAUCGCGGGCAGUAAGAGCUUUAGCUCGUGGUGGGUGACCAAGGUGUUCGUCGACGAGAUGAUCGUGUUCCUGGCCGAGCUCGGUGGGCUCAUCAAGGCCAAGCGCUCGUCUUCGGCCGCCGCCGCUAGCGUCCCCAAGCCCGCCGCGGCCGAUACCGAUGCCAACCAUCGAGGCUCGCACUUGAGCGGCCGCAGCAACAGUGGCAGCAGCGACGACAUCGACAUGCCGCGCGUCUCGCAACCACAGCCCGACCGCGCGUUGUUUCCAUCCCAAGCGGACGCCAACAACCAAGACCCGAUCCAUAUGUCGACGAACCACGACGACAGCGGAAUAGGAAUCCGGACGCCCGAGGAAGACUUUCCCGUGGACAAGUACGACUUCCAGCCGGGCCACGGCCAGAGCCUGCAGUCUCUCGGCCUGGACCACGAGCUGCAGUAGACGGCGACUCGCCCUUGUUUCUUCGACUACGUUUCUCGCGCGCGCCCCACGCCGGCCGGGCCACUCACCCCGGACCCAGUUACCUAUAUAUUAAUAAUCGGCGUUGGAGGCACCUUUUCCCGUUUUUUCCUCUCUUCUUCCAUUUCAUGCGUAGUCCCACGCGAGGAGGGACCGUCACCGAACAUACAACGCAUACACCACACGCUCGCACGCACGCUCGCACACACGCACGAAGGUACGAUGGCAUGACCAGACACGAUAGACGACCGGGAGCAACUAGUUUGUGGAGGGGGGGUUUCUCGAAGAGAAGACGAUGGACUCGUUGCGGUCGGUUGAGAGGAGUAUCACUUGUAAUUGUGUAACUGAGAUACUAAGG
This is a messenger RNA of Durotheca rogersii, 3307 nucleotides long. RefSeq names its product RFX DNA-binding domain-containing protein. The record is from RefSeq and is a predicted model, not a curated record. Gene Ontology annotation, molecular function: DNA-binding transcription factor activity, RNA polymerase II-specific; RNA polymerase II cis-regulatory region sequence-specific DNA binding. Bases 487 to 2931 code for a protein of 814 amino acids. Gene Ontology annotation, biological process: regulation of transcription by RNA polymerase II. NCBI's taxonomy places the organism in Eukaryota, Fungi, Ascomycota, Sordariomycetes, Xylariales, Xylariaceae. The transcript is spliced from 4 exons.